Molecule: messenger RNA, 435 nt
Organism: Penicillium malachiteum
Lineage: Eukaryota; Fungi; Ascomycota; Eurotiomycetes; Eurotiales; Aspergillaceae
Exons: 2
Coding region: 1-435 (144 amino acids)
Source: RefSeq, a predicted model, not a curated record
AUGGACUUUCCAGAAAAUGAGUUUGGAAAGCAGGCAAAUCAGGCAGCAGUUCAUAGAAGUCAGUAUUACAAGGGGAGUGCAGUAAUCCCUAUUCGGCACAUUAUCUUCGAUACAGAGGAUAUAGUUGGUCAAAGAGAAUUUGACGAAAAGAAUCUUGAUCGGCUUCAACAAAUCUUCGAGGUUGAGGGGUGUUGGAAUCUUUACCCAGAGUACCGCAUUGCUGUUACUAUUGACCAGUCGGAUCUUGACUGGUCACUCGUGCAUAGCAAUGUUUCACUUGAGGUAUUAAUGGAUCCUAGAGAGCGGCCUCUGUUAGAAUUUCGCAAUGGCACCAAGUUGAGGUGUAUUUACGGGAAACAUCGAAUCAAGGCGUCAUCUAUGUAUGGCGAAACUACAUGGCUUGUUGACCUUUACACUGGAACUAAGGUUAUCUAG